ACGGCGCGCUCCGGCUGGGGGAGGCGGGGAGCGGAGCGCGGCCACCCAGCAUCUGCGGGUCAGAGGUGCGCCCCAUAGGCCCCGGAGCCUAGCGGGUCCUAGGCGAGUGGAAGCUGCGGAGCCGGGCUGCGAAGCCGGAGAGGAGGACGCGGAGGUGAGCUGGCCGGGAAGAGCAGCUGGAGGAGGCGGAGUUCAGGGUCAACGUGCCGCGGGCGCCGCGCCGCAUCCUUCCUCCCGGGACUCCGCGUCGGCUCGCAGCUGGCCAGGACAUUCCUGGUGAUCUUGAAAGAGUUCCUACCAUGGAAUCCAUCUCUAUGAUGGGAAGCCCUAAAAGCCUGAGUGAGACUUUUUUGCCUAAUGGCAUAAAUGGUAUCAAAGAUGCAAGGAAAGUCACUGUGGGUGUAAUUGGAAGUGGGGAUUUUGCCAAGUCUCUGACCAUUCGGCUUAUUAGGUGUGGCUAUCACGUGGUCAUAGGAAGCAGAAAUCCUAAGUUUGCAUCUGAAUUUUUUCCUCAUGUGGUAGAUGUCACCCAUCAUGAGGAUGCUUUAACAAAAACAAAUAUAAUAUUUGUGGCUAUCCAUAGAGAACAUUAUACCUCCCUGUGGGACCUGAGACACCUGCUUGUGGGCAAAAUCUUGAUUGAUGUGAGCAACAACAUGAGGGUAAACCAAUACCCAGAAUCCAAUGCUGAGUAUCUGGCUUCAUUGUUCCCAGAUUCCUUGAUUGUCAAAGGAUUUAAUGUUAUCUCGGCUUGGGCUCUUCAGUUAGGACCCAAGGAUGCCAGCCGUCAGGUUUAUAUAUGCAGCAACAAUAUCCAAGCUCGACAACAGGUUAUUGAACUUGCCCGUCAAUUGAAUUUCAUUCCUGUUGACUUGGGAUCAUUAUCAUCAGCCAAGGAGAUUGAAAAUUUACCCCUGCAACUGUUUACUCUCUGGAGAGGGCCAGUGGUGGUAGCCAUAAGCUUGGCCACAUUUUUCUUUCUUUAUUCCUUUGUCAGAGAUGUGAUACAUCCAUAUAUGAAAAACCAGCAGAGUGACUUUUACAAGAUCCCCAUUGAGAUUGUGAACAAAACUUUGCCUAUAGUUGCCAUUACUUUACUGUCCUUGGUAUACCUAGCGGGCCUCCUGGCAGCUGCUUAUCAGCUUUAUUAUGGUACCAAGUACCGGAAAUUUCCACCUUGGUUGGAGACCUGGUUACAGUGCAGGAAACAGCUUGGAUUGCUAAGUUUUUUCUUCGCUGUUGUCCACGUUGCCUACAGCCUCUGCUUACCAAUGAGAAGGUCAGAAAGAUACUUGUUUCUCAACAUGGCUUAUCAGCAGGUUCAUGCAAAUAUUGAAAACUCAUGGAAUGAGGAAGAGGUUUGGAGAAUUGAAAUGUACAUUUCCUUUGGCAUCAUGAGCCUGGGCUUACUAUCCCUUCUGGCCGUCACUUCCAUACCUUCUGUAAGCAAUGCUUUAAAUUGGAGGGAAUUCAGUUUUAUUCAGUCUACGCUUGGCUAUGUUGCUCUGCUCAUUAGUACUUUCCACGUGUUAAUUUAUGGAUGGAAACGAGCCUUUGAAGAAGAAUACUACAGAUUUUAUACACCACCAAACUUCGUUCUUGCUCUUGUUUUGCCAUCAAUUGUAAUUCUGGGUAAGGUGAUCUUACUCCUUCCAUGCGUAAGCCGAAAGCUAAAAAGAAUUAAAAAGGGCUGGGAAAAGAGCCAAUUUCUAGAAGAAGGUGUUGGAGGAACAAUUCCUCAUCUUUCCCCAGAGAGGGUCACCGUAAUGUGAUGACCAGCGGUGUUCCCCAAUGCCAUACAGAGUUCUUCUACUCAUGCCAUUACUUUUAUGACUUCCUCCAUGUUCAAUUGUAAGUGUGCCAUCAAAUUAUGAGGCUUGAAACAUGUUAAAUGGGAUUUCAGCUAAACUAGUUGAUUUUCUUCAAGUCAGUUUUCAUAAAUGUCAUAUUUUGCCAACAUGUACUUUUGUACUCCAUAUAUUGUCACAAUUUAGGUGUGUGCUCUUUUGCACAACUUAACAGUAUUGUUAUUUUAACUGUAUCACAUAAUCAGGCAGAAAUAUUUGUAGUUAGCAAUAUAGAUGAAUCAUAUUGUUCAAAAUACUUGGCAAACCAGCAGAAUUUAAAGCUUUUAACAUUAUUCAAUGGAUAUACUUUUUCCCUGAUGCUUAACGUUUUAAUUAUUCAUCCAAUUUAAGAUAGAAACACACACAUCUAUUAUGAUGAUGAAACAUAUUACAUUAGCAUCUAGAUAGGGGUGCGUAGGAGAAAUCUUUUCAUAAGAUGGGAUCUGAAGACUGUAAUUAACUAUACAAAGCAGUGUGAUUAUGUGAACAUACAAAUUAAAGAGAUGAACAUGAAAUUUUAUUUAAAAUUUAAAAUAUAUUGGAGACAUGAAAUAUAUAUGAUAUUUCAUCUUUUAUCAUGUUAUAGAGCAAUUUCACUUUCAUAUUAAUGUCAUUCAAGGAAAGGACUCAGUAAUAUUUGGCCUCCAAAGCUUGUAUUUCUAAUAUAGUACCAAUCCCAGGAGUUUAGAACUGUUCUUAGUUACAGUGAAAGUGUCAGGUUUACACACAAAUCGUUACAUGUCAGCUAAUCUUUGUUGCCUUGACCAGUCCUCUGUGGAGUGGGAUUUUACUGAUGACCAUUGGGACAAGGGGGGCGGUGUAUAACUUAGCAUGGUUCUAUGCACUUGUAUUAUUCCAUUUAGUACCUACAACAACUCCAUGAAAUAAGUAAUUACCCUCAUUUUACAUAUGGGGAAACUGAAGGGUAGGCAAGCUAAAUUUGCCCAAGGUCACACAGUAAAUAAGUGGCUGAACAAGUCCAGGCAGUCAUCUUCUAGAAGCCAUGAUUUUAUUAAACAUUAAGAUAUACAACCCUUGCUCUAUUCCAUGCACUUCAUCCAUGAUGCCAAUUUAGAUGCUUCCUCUCUUGUAUAGAGUCAUUGACAGUCUUCAAAAUACUUGUAUGCAUCAAAAGAUGUAUAAAAAUACCUUACUCAAAAAUUUAUUAUUGUUUGUGGAGUAGUCUGUAGCUGCCCGGAACAAAAGCCUGUAGACCCACAGUAGCUCAAAGCCUCUCUGUGCAGUAAAGGACUGAAGCCAAGAAAGAAUCACAGCAGCGUUAAUGAACUAUUGACAUCCUGCAGCUCUUUUUAAAAAUCCCUGUUGGAGUGAAGAGAUGGCUCAGCAGUUGAGAACAUGUACUGCUUUUGCAAAGGACCUGAGUUUGGUUCCCAGCACUCACAUUGGGUAGAUCACAACCACCUGUCUUCAGCUCCAGCAUUGGGAUCCAAUGCUUCUGGCCACCAUAGGUACCUGUACUCAUGUGCACAUACCCACACAUACAACUCUCCUCUCUCUCUCUCUCUCUCUCUCUCUCUCUCUCUCUCUCUCUCUCUCAGUUAAAAAAUAUUUUUCUUUUAUUCUUUCAGUGUUUUUUUAAUGUUAAAGAAUAAUAAUUUUAAAAACCCUCAACUCCCUGUAAAGAUGGUCAUCUAUUUCCUUCCUGAGAAGCCCUCCUGCCUUUACAACCAACCAUUCAUUAGGGAACAGUUUAUAAGCAUGAAGUAUAUUAUAAGUGGUUAAUUAUAAGUCUACUCAAGAGAUGUAUAAUCAUACAGAUUAUUCAUAAAAUUUCUCAGCACUAGUUCUCCAAAUGUUAAUUGCAUUUUGUUCAAACCUGAGGAUACUCUACAUUUUUCUCCAUUUGUUCCUUCCUCAUUAAACUAGAAAGUUACAGACAAGAUAUAAUUAGAUGCAUUCUUCUUCCUAAAAUUACCGUAUUUCAAAGUUACUUACUGACUUGAACCCAACUAUCAAAAAUAAAGACUUUUUACUGUGGAGUCUACCUUUUCUACCAAUGUCUGGGAAAUCACCCACAACUCUUACGUUUUCUUGGUGAAUUGUAAUAUCUUGGACUUUUUGUGAUUUAUUUUUAUUAUUUUAAAUUAUGUGUCUGUGUGUCUGUAUAUGAGCAUAUGCAGAUACCCACAGAGGUGAGAGGUGUCGGAUCCCCUGGAGCUGGAGUUACAGGCAGUUGUGGGCCACCUAUUGUAGGUGCUGUGAACUGAACUCGGUUCCUCUGGAAGAGUAGUGCCUGCUCUUAACUCCUGAGCCAUCUUACCAGCCCCUAUCUUGUACUUUCUAAUUGAACUCUUUUUGUUAGUUCUUAGUAGGAAUUCAGUAUAGUGAUAACUUUUAACACUAAAUACCUAUGGAUGCUAUCAUGUACCAGUGAAAGCAACAGCACAUUCAACACUUCCCUACUCCUCUAGAACUAUGACUUACCCAUUUAAUGUGAAAAAUACAGUGAAAAACUUUUUGGAGUGUUUUUUUUAUUUGUUUGUUUGUUUCUCCCUGUAGCCCCAACUGACCUAACUUGCUAUGUAGACCAAGCUUGCCUCCAUCUCAUAGAGAUCCACUUGCCUCUGCCUGCUGAGUGCUGAGAUUAAAGGUGUGAGCUACCAAGCCUGGAUACAAUGAAAUAUUUUUGAAAGUUAAAUGACUAUUAAGUAUGUUGUUUUAUGUAUACUUAAUAUAUAUAUAUAUAUAUAAUAGACAGCCAAUUAUAUAAAUAAAAUUACUACUAUUAUAUAUACAUUGAGACUUUGAAAAUAUGAAAAUAUGCUGCAAAUAUAAUUUCAAAUGAUACUAUUUCCAUGGCAGUGCUACAAAAAUGGGGUGAUUUAAUUUUAGAAUAUAUGGAAUGUAGUCAUUAUAAUUUUGAAUGUUUAAAAGCCUCUCUAAAAGUAUAUAUCUAUUUAUUGACUCUGUGUUGCUUCAUUUUACAACUUUUGUGAUGACUUUUCUUUGUUAUUUUUCAUCAUCAUUGUAUUUUGGAAUAAUUUUUCUGGCAUCAGAAGUAGACUGAACUUUGUUGUUGUCAAAUGUAAAAAGGUGGUGAUAAAAACUUUCUACUAGAAGAAUGGGGCCAGCAAGAUGGCUCAGCAGGAAAAGGUGCUUGCAGCCAAGUCUGAUAACCUGAGUUUAAUCCCUGGCCCCACAUGGUAGUCAGAGAGUGAUGACUCUCCCAGGUUGUCUUCUGACCUCUACACAUGUGCCAUGGCACACAUGGAUACACAUACACACUAAAUACUUAAAAUGUAAUUUUAAAAAUUUCAGGAUAGAAGGGGGGGUGGGGAAAAUUUAAAGAAGAGUGAAAUUUGUUUCCUGAUCUGUGCUUUGAGAAGUAUGCAUGAGAAAAUUACAGGAAUGUAGAAAAUACCCUGUCUUACUUCUAUGUAAAGAAAAU
Molecule: messenger RNA, 5256 nt
Organism: Nannospalax galili (Upper Galilee mountains blind mole rat)
Lineage: Eukaryota; Metazoa; Chordata; Mammalia; Rodentia; Spalacidae
Gene: Steap2
Product: STEAP2 metalloreductase
Exons: 5
Coding region: 300-1772 (490 amino acids)
Biological process (GO): copper ion import
Cellular component (GO): plasma membrane; endosome
Molecular function (GO): ferric-chelate reductase (NADPH) activity; cupric reductase (NADH) activity
Source: RefSeq, a predicted model, not a curated record